Messenger RNA from Anopheles nili, 1484 nucleotides. RefSeq names its product dimethyladenosine transferase 2, mitochondrial (gene mtTFB2). Gene Ontology annotation, cellular component: mitochondrial matrix. The coding region runs from base 1 to 1425 and encodes 474 amino acids. Gene Ontology annotation, biological process: rRNA methylation; transcription initiation at mitochondrial promoter. Gene Ontology annotation, molecular function: rRNA (adenine-N6,N6-)-dimethyltransferase activity; mitochondrial transcription factor activity. The record is from RefSeq and is a predicted model, not a curated record. Lineage: Eukaryota; Metazoa; Arthropoda; Insecta; Diptera; Culicidae. The transcript has 3 exons.
AUGAACGGUAACAAUUUGUGCAUUUUUGGUAACUUUUUACACAGAAGAUUUUUGAGUCCUACGUUUUUCCGCACAUUGGUGAGCGAUGCUGUCCCGAAAAAGGUUAAAACGACGCGUGUACGCAAAUCUAAAGCGCAACCGGCUGCACCCAGCAACGCCGACAUCAGUGUACCGAAGGAAAUCAAUGAGUAUUUUCAAAUCGAAAACGGCAUGGAUACAUCCGUUUUAAAGAAGUUUCCUUCCACGGUUCUGAGAAGGUGCUCACAAAUAACGGAACGGUUCUAUGUUGCCAACCGAGCCACAGCGCAACGUAUAGCGGAAGUGAUAACACAAGACCUACCGGCAGAUCUUCCGUUACUGGAGGUGAAUCCUGGACCAGGAUUGCUUACUGAACAAAUUAUAAUAAGAGAUGUAAAACAUCUGCGACUGUAUGAAGCGGACGCUAGCUUCACUUCCAAGCUGCAAGCACUUAAUCUACCAAAAGAUGCUUUACGGAUUGCGGAUUUUAAUGGCUUGUGGCGCUUAUCGUACUUGGACGGGUUCGAUAAUGGACGACGAGUCGUUAAUUUGUUAAGUGGAUUGCCUCACCAAAAGUGGAACGAAGAGGUAAACUUUCGUUUGUUUUCCAUAAUUGGUUCAGCGAAAUUUUUGCACUACCUGAUGUAUUCAAUCACACAUCAGAAUGAACUGUACGCACUCGGGCGAUAUGAAAUGUACCUCGUAAUGUCACCACUCCUGUACUCGCGCAUUGCUUCAACCAAAGAUGCCGGCUACAAGCUGUAUCGUGGUAGUAGCAUUGUUUUUCAACUCUACUUUGAACACGAAUUGCUUGCCACCCUGCCUCGCAAACACUUUCUCCCGUGGUAUCACAACAGCAGUACAAAAAAGCUCCGUACGCUGCAUCAAAAACUGAUCGAAGAUGGAGUGGAAGACUGGUAUCUGGUGAAAAUCGUGCCAAGAAAAAAUCUUUUCGAGCAUCUCCUGCCCGACAACCUGCUGUUGUUUGCCAGUUUUGUUUCGCAGCAUUACGUGAGCAGACGGAACCGCAUUAUUCCUUCGCUAGAACACUGGAUUCCACACUGCGGCGCGCGGCUGAUUUUGAAUGCUAAUUAUACAAAAAAAUCAUCCAAAAAAGCAUCCAACAAUCCGUUACCUAGCCAGCUGCAAAAGUCGCAACCCUUGUCAUCGAACGAUUAUAUCGAUAACAUGAAUAUCUACACGGAAUUCGGGGAGCUGACGCCGUCGCAAGUCCUGACACUCUUCAACGAGUUCAUCAACUGGUCCGACUUCCAUCAGUCACCGUUCGUGCAGGCGGUAGAAAGCCAGAAGCACAAACAGCGCCCUUUGCAAAGCCUGGAAGACGAGGACACCGCCGGCGAACUGGAUUUAUCGAGCGUAAAAACCAAAAAAGUGAAAGAGUUAUAACAAUAAUCGGAAUGUGUUUGUUUAUUGCUCAAAUACACUUAGACAUUUCGGAACUAUUA